UGCCAAGUAAUUCGCAAAAUUACCCACUAUGCUUUGCUCUUCCUUUCGCCAUUUUGCACUGAAAGGUUUCCACCAUGGUGCAGCGGCUGACAUACAGGCGGCGACUGUCGUACAACACUAAGUCGAACCGCAGGCGCAUUUCGAAGACUCCAGGUGGGAAACUGGUCUAUCUGUACACCAAGAAGAAGGGCAGUGUUCCAGUAUGUGGGGACUGUAAGGUCAAGCUGUUUGGGGUGAAGGCACCCAGACCCAAGAAGCUGAUGUCCAUGUCCCGGAGACUGAAGCAUGUCACCAGAGCUUACGGUGGAUCACGCUGCUCCAAGUGUGUCAGGGAAAGGAUUGUUCGUGCUUUCCUGAUUGAGGAACAGAAGAUCGUGGUGAGAGUGCUGAAGGCACAGGCUCAGUCACAGAAACCUGGCAAGGCCAAGUAAACAGGACAACAACAACAUGUAGACACAAUAAUAAACACCACAAAUAAG
Branchiostoma belcheri (Belcher's lancelet) is the source of this 479-nucleotide messenger RNA. Its product is annotated as 60S ribosomal protein L34-like. Gene Ontology annotation, biological process: translation. The coding region runs from base 75 to 431 and encodes 118 amino acids. NCBI's taxonomy places the organism in Eukaryota, Metazoa, Chordata, Leptocardii, Amphioxiformes, Branchiostomatidae. The record is from RefSeq and is a predicted model, not a curated record. Gene Ontology annotation, cellular component: ribosome. Gene Ontology annotation, molecular function: structural constituent of ribosome. The transcript is spliced from 6 exons.